UUCUCAAAGUGAAACCGGGGGCAUCGAUAAACCGCAAAAGCACACGAAAGGUCGAAUUUCAAUGAAUAUGCCAUAAAUUUGAUCGGUUGAAGCUCCCAUCAUUGGUUGGUAUAUAAGCAGACGUAAUUCAACAUUUCACUCAACAUCAAGCUCCCAUCCAUUCAGAUUCUCGUAUACGCAUUUCAGUUCAGCGUUAUUUAGUAUCAAUCUGACAAUAACAACCUAAGAUGAAAGCUAAACGUCCGACUAAAGCUCAACGAUUGUCGUCGACUACAAUCAACACACUCCCUCAAACCACAAUAGAAAACAUCCUAUGUUUUUUACCUAUUCGAGAGGCAGCACGGACAAGUAUCCUCUCAAGGGAAUGGAGGUACAAGUGGACCACAAUUCCCAAACUUGAGUUUGAUUCGUCUACUUUGUCCAAAGGAAAAAACAAAGAGAAGCUACCAUCUGACAUAGCAAGUGCACGGAAAAACAUGGACGAAAGGUGUAAACUUUUUAAUGCUAUACACCAAGUUCUGUUAAUGCGCCAGGGUCCAAUACACGAGUUCACCUUUCACUCGAACAAAAGCUACCGCUUUUAUGAACUUGAUCAAAUAAUAUUUCAUUUAUCAAGGAACCAUACUGUCAAGAAAUUAACACUUGCGCUUGAUUAUAUGUAUUCGUAUAAGUUACCCUUAUGUGCCUUCUCUAUGCAUCAGUUAAAAGACCUAGAUCUCCAUUAUGUUGUUAUUGACCAUCAACCAAUAGUCAGUGUAUUUGGUAGCCUUAGAAGCUUAUCCUUGAUAAAAGUAAAGAUCUCAACAAAAGCUCUUCUUCAUAUUUUAUCUAAUUGUCCAUCACUUAAGAGGUUCACUUUGCUAGGAUUUAUCGGUCAUAAAGAUUGCACAAUUAUUGAGCUAUUUGAUUGUCUACAUGUGAUUGAAGAUCUGACUAUCUAUGGGUAUUGUGCCCAUCAGCUUGUUCUAGACUCAGUUCCAGAAGAGCUUUCAACCUCACAAAUCCACCUCAAAUACUUUUGUUUCAAAAAAAUGUCUUUAGAUGGCAACCAUCAUUUAACUUUCCUUGCUAUUUUGCUUAAAUGUUCCCCGAACUUGGAGCACAUUGUGCUAGAGGCUGAACUGGGGUAUAAUGAUGAAAAUGAGAUAUAUUCUGGUAUAUUGGAAAAAUACUCAGAUGUUUGGAUGGAGCAUCUGAAGGAAUUGGUGAUUUAUUAUUUUAACAACUCGAAGCCUUCGAUGGAGUUUGUGAAGUUUAUCAUCUCCAGGUCUCCUAAGUUGAAGAAGGUGUUGUUGAUAAGUAGUGUGGUUCAUGAGAAGGAUGAAGAGUUGGAGAUGUUAAAAGUUCUCUUACAGGCCCCACGCGUGUCACCGGUGCAAAUCGUUGUAAAGAAGUAUGAUGAGUAGUCGUAUUGCUACUUGUUUUUCUGUGUUUUUUUCUGCUUAUAUUAGUUAGUUAUUUUGGAUGCUGGUAUUCACGAUAUCCAUAUUUGUGUUUCUAUAUAUAUUCGGUUUAUAUCUUA
This is a messenger RNA of Helianthus annuus (common sunflower), 1522 nucleotides long. Its product is annotated as F-box/FBD/LRR-repeat protein At1g13570. The transcript has 5 exons. The coding region runs from base 228 to 1406 and encodes 392 amino acids. Lineage: Eukaryota; Viridiplantae; Streptophyta; Magnoliopsida; Asterales; Asteraceae. The record is from RefSeq and is a predicted model, not a curated record. Gene Ontology annotation, molecular function: protein binding.